UCGGAUUCCUCCUAGAGCCUUUGGAGGGAGCUUGGCCCUGCCAACACCGUGAUUCUGCCCUCCAGAACCAUGAAAGCAAGUAUUUCUGUUGUCGGAAGCCAACCAAUUUACUGUCGUUUGUUACAGGAGCUAGAGAAAACUAACGCAAGAACCGCAGUCAGAUUCCCAGGGUCAUCGUCACCAUCAAAUAGACAAGCAGCAAGGGCCGACCGCAGAGCACACGGAACUCCGCUCCACUCUGUGAUAACCUGCCCAGAAAAGGAUCGGAGAAAGAGUGAGCACACGCAUGCGCACAGCUGAAUCGCUCUGGUACCCGAAACCAACACGUUUAUUGGAAGAACAACUAACAGCUACUGAUGAAGAAGACAUCACUGAGAGAAUCCUGGAGCCUGGUGUUGAGGCUGAAGAGCCCCAUGCAUGCAGAGACCAAGAAAGACUGCACUGGAAGACAAGGAAACUGGUUCAACUUGACCGCGCCGCCCUCCCCCAAGAGAGGUCUCCCCGAGUCUGUGCUCCUCCAGUGGGAAACCGGGGCCCAGCAAGGACCAGCAGCCACACGGGAAGGUGGGUCACCUGGCAGAACCCCUGCUUCUGUUCCGACCUCCCCUCCGCACCCCCGGGACUGCAGAGGCAUCUGCAAGGCCCAGCCACUGGACACCUGAUCGGAGAGACGGGGAGAGGGCUCGUGCCGGCCACCACCGCUCAAGCAGUAUCCCCAUGGGAGGCCUCGCUUUUCUGCAGAUCACAGUGGGUAACUGCCCAAGGACGUCACCAACAGGCACAGCAAGACCCCCAGUCUGAGCCAAGGGCUGAAGGAAGGUCUCUGCCAAAGCAGACCUGUGACAUCUGGAAGAGUCUGAUCACUCAAAUGAGCAGACACAAGGAAAGGAAUCAUGGGUAAUGAAAAAUCAGGUAAAUACAA
Cervus elaphus (red deer) is the source of this 922-nucleotide messenger RNA. RefSeq lists its product as uncharacterized. Lineage: Eukaryota; Metazoa; Chordata; Mammalia; Artiodactyla; Cervidae. The coding region runs from base 287 to 901 and encodes 204 amino acids. The transcript has 3 exons. The record is from RefSeq and is a predicted model, not a curated record.